Engraulis encrasicolus (European anchovy) is the source of this 1623-nucleotide messenger RNA. It is a transcript of the gene elovl8b, whose product is annotated as ELOVL fatty acid elongase 8b. NCBI's taxonomy places the organism in Eukaryota, Metazoa, Chordata, Actinopteri, Clupeiformes, Engraulidae. Gene Ontology annotation, cellular component: endoplasmic reticulum membrane. Gene Ontology annotation, molecular function: fatty acid elongase activity. The transcript is spliced from 7 exons. Gene Ontology annotation, biological process: fatty acid elongation, saturated fatty acid; fatty acid elongation, monounsaturated fatty acid; sphingolipid biosynthetic process. The record is from RefSeq and is a predicted model, not a curated record. The coding region runs from base 640 to 1440 and encodes 266 amino acids.
GGGGGAGACAGGGCUGACUGUCUUCCCUCCCGCCCCUUGCAUCUUUCUAAGAAUGCGCAAGCAUGAGACUAGUCUACGUCAUAAGGCCAAACCUUGAGCAGUUUCAUCUCUGUCCCACGGGUUAUCACUACUUGAACUUUAACUCGCUUGAAGCAGUAGCCUAAAGAGGUCAAGAAACUGCCGUCGGCAUAGAUUGAGCAGGUUUCACUGCGGACAUUGGUUCAAUGUAUGGUAUCGGUUGCAUAUUGAGGCAGACAAUAAUGUAGUCGCUGAGGCAUGCCCUUCAACUUUGACUUCUGGUUUUCAAGUGUAGCCUAGAAUACAGCCUAUGCGUAAUUCUGGAUGACUUGCUGGCUUUUAUUAUGACAAGGAGGCUGUACUCCUUCCAAGAGCGCGCAGUAUCUGUAUUUAGUCUGUUGGAGUCUGCUUGAAGUGAGUGUGAUAUACCCAUUGUCAAGCUGGACUGGUCUGGACGCACAGUAAAAGUCAACUAACCGGUUAUUUUAAACUGACUUCAUCUUUUCGUUUAUGUAUUUCGGUUUAACAAAGGUUAGGAAAGCUUUCCACACCGCUUGAUUCGUAUUUUACCUUUACGCACAACGUCUGAAUUGAUUUCACGUGAGAGCCUGGGUGUGUACAAUGGCUGUGGCAUGGGAGAAAUUCGAGUCGUUUCACCAGUGGAUUUUAGAGAAUGGAGACAAAAGAACAGAUCCAUGGCUCCUGGUGUAUUCUCCUGUACCCGUGAUCUGCACCUUUGCAGUGUAUCUCGGUGUGAUAUGGAUUGGACCCAAACUGAUGAAGGACAGAGAGCCAGUCAAUCUCAAAAUUGUCCUCAUUGUGUACAACUUUGCAAUGGUGCUUUUGUCUGUAUACAUGUUUCACGAGUUUCUGAUGGCUUCCUGGUUGGCCAACUAUAGCUACCUCUGCCAGCCAGUGGACUAUAGCACAAGCCCCUUGGCAAUGCGGAUGGCCAGUGUGUGCUGGUGGUUCUUUUUCUCCAAAGUCAUUGAGCUGGCCGACACGAUCUUCUUCAUCUUGAGAAAGAAGAACAACCAACUGACCUUUCUCCAUGUGUACCACCACGGCACUAUGAUCUUCAAUUGGUGGGCUGGGGUGAAGUACCUUGCUGGAGGUCAAUCUUUCUUCAUAGGUCUUCUGAACACCUUUGUCCACAUAAUAAUGUACUCCUACUAUGGCCUGGCAGCGCUGGGGCCUCACAUGCAGAAGUACCUGUGGUGGAAGAGAUAUCUCACCUCACUACAGCUGCUGCAGUUCGUCCUGCUGACCCUCCACACCACCUACAACCUGUAUGCAGACUGCGACUUCCCCGACGCCAUGAAUGUAGUGGUGUGCACAUACCUCCUCAGCCUCAUCGUCCUCUUCAGCAACUUCUACUAUCAGAGCUACGUCAGCAGGAAGGGCAAGAGGAAGGAGACAUAAUAUCCAAAUACAGGGAUUCCAGCUCAGGAACACAACUCAAUUUUGAGGACAUUGCCACUGUGCCUUCUGAAUGCCUUGAAAAGAAAUACACUGGAUGUAAUUUGUUUGAGGGGCCGGGACAACUGUGGGGAAAGUUCUUUCUAAUAUUAAACAUGCUCUGACUAACAAAAUGUGUCUUUUUAG